Glycine soja is the source of this 1251-nucleotide messenger RNA. RefSeq names its product protein MAIN-LIKE 1-like. Gene Ontology annotation, biological process: meristem development; meristem maintenance. The record is from RefSeq and is a predicted model, not a curated record. Lineage: Eukaryota; Viridiplantae; Streptophyta; Magnoliopsida; Fabales; Fabaceae. Bases 1 to 1251 code for a protein of 416 amino acids. The transcript is spliced from 6 exons.
AUGACCAAAUGUCCCUUCACUACGAACUUCAGCUUUUGGUGGAGUGUAGAGAGAACGACUCCCACUGAAUGGAUCCACGGGCGCCCCAAAAGACAACUGAAGGUAGAGAAAAUUGGGAGGCCAGCGCCUGAGAUCGAAGGGCUAGUCAUUGCCAUAGGAUUAAGCCCUUUGAUCGGGUGCUCAGUAGUCACCGGCGAUCUGGGACUUAUAUUUGUGCUUGUGGAGAGGUGGCACGGUGAGACCAGUAGCUUCCACCUUCCAGUGGGAGAGCUAACGAUCACAUUGGAUGAUGUGUCAUCACUCCUCCAUCUGUCGAUCACAGGCGCCUUGCAUAGCUUCGAGCCUCUAGUUAUGGAGGAGGCGGUCAUCUUGUUGAUGGAGUUGCUCGAGGUCUCAGGUCAGGAGGCUAGAGCUGAGACUGCACAGGCACGUAGGGCAUAUGUACGCCUAUUAUGGGUAUGGGAUAUCUAUCUGAGUAGAUGCGAGGCCCGAUGGUGGAUUAUAGCAGCUCGUGCUUAUCUCCUCCACUUGGUUGGUUGCACUCUUUUCACUAACAAGAGUGCAACACACGUCCAUGUAGUGCAUCUGGAGGAUUUUCGAGACCUGGGUGAGAGUGGGAGUGUUCAUGACUGCGUCACUGACGAUCCGUAUGAUGAGACAUCCCCACGUGCCUAUCGGUGGCUUACGACAAAGGCUUAUAUCAAGGGAUUACGAGCACCGGUGUACCAGACAUGUUUAGAUGCUUUGACGAUCAUUGACAUGUGCUGGAUGCCCUAUGUUCGACCAGAUAGGGUGGUACGACAGUUCGAGUACGUUCAGACCAUUCCUCCAUUGUCUGUUAGUGCCUCCUUGUCAUAUGAGGAUAUCGACGACAGGUGGAUGCAUUACGAGGACCAUAUAGCAGAUGCAGGUGAGAUUUUUGUUGUGCUUGGGCAGGUAUCAGCAGAUUACAUGGAGUGGUUCUUCCAGAUAUCUCAUUCGUUCGUCACACCCACACAGGCAGGUGAUGAGCCCAGACAUCCACCUGCCCCACAGCAUGAGGAAUACGUCGAGUCAAGUAUCCCGGAGGUUUUAGUGGGAGCAGACGUUGGACCAUCACAGGCACCUGCAAUGGAUGGUUGUGAAGCGAUCGCAGAAAGGUUGGAGCGUGUGCUUAACCUAAGGAUGGUCACUGAAGACACAGAGUUACAUGAGAUCGUGGAAGAUUGCCUCAGGAUCGCUAGGGGGCUGACAGCUCAGAUGGAAAUAUGA